CGACUCAAAAACACAUGGAGACCCUUCAAGUCAUUCGUUUCUUUUGGAGGCUUCAAAAGCGGAAGUUGUUUUGUUUGUGUGUCAGUGUGUGUAAUACAAGUUCAUGGUGGAAUGCAACAGUGAAACAGUAAGACUCCAUGAUAGGGCAGUUUUCACACAGUAUACAAAUACAUUGUAAUAUGCGGCCUGGAGAGUGAUCAAAGGCCUCCUCCAGACGACAGAUCGAGACGAAAUUUGUGGAUGAAGAGAUCACGUGAUGGACAACUUAACACAGGCUCAGCAUGAUGAUCCACAGGACUCCAGUCUUCCAGAAGGCGCGGUGUUGCUGAACUCAGCUUCUGAGGCCGGUAACUGGGAUCUGGUCAGAGAUGUCAUCUCCGAUGCUGACGUCUCACCCAGCGACAUCAGACAGUCUUUUCUCUUACAGAAACUGGAGUCUGCGACUGUUGAUCAUCAUCUUGUCAGAGACAUUCUCAAGGAAAUAUUUUCAAGCGAAGCAAGUGUUCAGACGAUGAAAAGCAUCGCCCAAGAUGUUUUCAUAAAAGCGGCUCACUGUGACAACUGGGAAUUCCUGAUUGAUUUUCUCCUGACGACUGAAUCCUUGUUUGAUGACGAGACCACCCUGCUGUCAGUAAUUCGACUGAUGGCUUCAAGUCAGAUGCUUCAGGCAAACCCUUUCCUACAUAUGGACGUUUUUACUGCACUGUGGAAACAUGCAAAUCAGAAGAUUAUCGACAGCAAAGACAAGAGUGUUCAAAACACCUUGGUACAGAUGGCGGCGAAACUCAACAUGUGGUCACGUGUCUGUGACCUUCUCGUCACCAAACCGGACCUCAACCUCCUCGACAGGGAAGGUCUGUCAGUCCUACACAGACUGGUCAUGUGUCCUGACAGCAGGCUCGACUCUCUUAUUCCGGUUCUUCUGGAAAAUGGCGCCGACGUCCACAUCAAGACCAAAAAAGAGACACAAUCUUGCACCUGA
This is a messenger RNA of Pomacea canaliculata, 982 nucleotides long. RefSeq lists its product as uncharacterized. NCBI's taxonomy places the organism in Eukaryota, Metazoa, Mollusca, Gastropoda, Architaenioglossa, Ampullariidae. The record is from RefSeq and is a predicted model, not a curated record. Bases 257 to 982 code for a protein of 241 amino acids. Gene Ontology annotation, molecular function: protein binding. The transcript is spliced from 2 exons.